This is a messenger RNA of Panthera uncia (snow leopard), 3054 nucleotides long. It is a transcript of the gene GPR174, whose product is annotated as G protein-coupled receptor 174. Gene Ontology annotation, cellular component: membrane. Gene Ontology annotation, biological process: phospholipase C-activating G protein-coupled receptor signaling pathway; positive regulation of Rho protein signal transduction. Gene Ontology annotation, molecular function: G protein-coupled receptor activity. NCBI's taxonomy places the organism in Eukaryota, Metazoa, Chordata, Mammalia, Carnivora, Felidae. Bases 1178 to 2137 code for a protein of 319 amino acids. The transcript has a single exon. The record is from RefSeq and is a predicted model, not a curated record.
UUUAAAUUACAAUUUGAAGAUAAAUAAAAUAAAGAGAGGCUGGUUUCCCACUUAUUUUCAGACAUAUGAGAAGGAUUCCUGCCAAAUCAGUGGCCCCUAAAAUGAUGGUUCAAGGAGAAAUGCUUGGUCAACUAUAUCUUAAUCAUAUGGGAAACUUUAAAAAUACAAAUUUGGGGCCUUCUAUAAUGAAUCAGAAUCUCUGGAGGAGACACCAGGAAAGCUGUGGAAAACUGUAUUUAUUUAACACCAUCAGAUGAGUCUGACAAUGUGAUUUGUGACUCAAUGGUCUAAAUCAAAGCCCCCCAAAUUUUAAUAGGCAUAAUAAUCACCUGUGGUUCUCUUUAAACUGCAAACUGAUUCCAAAGGUCCCAGGUGGGGUCUGAGAGUCUUCCCCAUUUCUAACAAGCUCUCAGAAAAUGUUGGUUCAGUCACAGACUACAUUACCUCUCAAGUUACUUCUAGCUGUGCUUUCCCGUGAUUCUAAAGUACCUUAUAGAAACUGGCUUAUCACCCUAACUUCAGAAUUGUCCAUUCAAAUGAAUAGAUUUUUGUAUACAUAGCCUUUUUCUUUUUUGCAAAAAAUGCAGACAAUAAUUGGCUUAUUUGUUUUUUUCAUUUGCAGUGCUGCCUUUGUUUCCCAAUUUUUAGUUUUCAACACAUAACUGAAAAACUCUCAGAAAGCUGAUCUACCCAAGCUAAUCAUCUCUAAAGAAUUGCAGACUCAUUCAGUACUAAAGCAAAUCUUUCUUCUAUGUGAGCCAAAGAUAAGGAAAAACAGCCUGUCAAACACCUGUAAAGAGAUGGCUAUCAUCAUAUGGAAAUUUGAAGAGCUUCUAUGUGGCACAUUCAUGAUCCAAAUGGGAAUCAGCUGUCAUGAUAUUCCAGAAGGCCUUAUAACAGAGUAAACAAGAGGGAAAAUUAUAAUAGCUUAUCACCUGUGUUUGCACACUAGACUUCAGUGUAGUUACUAUAAAAGAAAAUCCAAGGAAAAUAUGCAGAUAGUUCUUUGAAAACCCCAAAAUUAUGUGUAGGGGCUCAGACCAAAGCAGGAGAAAGGAAGCUAUUUUACACUCACUCUGUACAACCCAUUGAUAAGUCUUUUAGAAAGAGUAGCUGUUGAUUGUGAAUUUAUGUUUUGAAUCACCAUUUGGCAAACGUAGUUGCUCUGGAAAGAAACAUGCCUGCAAAUGACACUUGUGCUGUGCCAGAUGGAGACAAUAGAGAUUUUCGAUAUUUUAUCUAUGCAGUGACAUACACUGUAAUUCUUGUGCCAGGUCUCAUAGGGAACAUAUUAGCCUUGUGGGUAUUUUAUGGCUAUAUGAAAGAAACCAAAAGGGCUGUGAUAUUCAUGAUAAACUUAGCCAUUGCUGACUUACUACAAGUUCUCUCCCUGCCACUGAGGAUCUUUUACUACUUGAAUCAUGACUGGCCAUUUGGGACUGGUCUUUGCAUGUUCUGUUUCUACCUGAAGUAUGUCAACAUGUAUGCAAGCAUCUACUUCUUGGUCUGCAUAAGUGUGCGACGAUUUUGGUGUCUCAUGUACCCCUUUCGCUUCCAUGACUGCAAACAGAAAUAUGACCUAUACAUCAGCAUCGCUGGAUGGUUGAUCAUCUGCCUUGCCUGUCUGCUCUUUCCUCUCUUCAGAACCAGUGAUGACACUUCAGGCAACAGAACCAAAUGCUUUGUGGGUCUUCCUACCAGGAAUGUCAAUCUGGUCCAAUCUAUUGCCAUGAUGACCAUUGGUGAGCUGAUUGGGUUUGUCACUCCUCUUCUGAUUAUCCUUUACUGUACCUGGAAGACAGUUUUAUCACUGCAUGAUAAAUAUCCUGUGGUCCAAGACCUUGGGGAGAAAAAGAAAACCUUGAAGAUGAUUCUAACCUGUGCAGGAGUAUUCUUAAUUUGCUUUGCACCUUAUCACCUCAGUUUUCCUUUAGAUUUCCUGGUCAAGUCCAACAAAAUUCAAAGCUGCCUAGCCAGAAGGGUGAUUCUAAUAUUUCAUUCUGCUGCCCUCUGUCUUGCUAGUCUGAAUUCCUGUCUUGACCCAGUCAUAUACUACUUCACCACUAAUGAGUUCAGAAGACGACUUUCAAGACAAGAGAGCAUCCAACUCCAUGGAAAAUCCUUUGUGAAUAUAUGAAGUGAAUUAGCGCCAGCAAUUUUAUCUGUGAACCUAAGACACAGAGAGUAUUUGCUUGGGCUCAUCAUAAGCACUUAGUUUUGCUGCAAUGGACACUGAGUCUUGGUACUUAGAGGCAAUGUAGUUGUCUAUUUAUUAUAGUAAUCACAAUUUAUAUUCAAAUAUAAUAUUUUUAUUGUAUUUUAAGUAGGAUGAACAACAUGUUAUUCUGUGAAAACAAAGUGGUAUAAACAUGGAAUCAUUUUUAUCUCUCAUGUGUGAUUAUACAGUAAGGUUUGAAGACUUAAAAAACUAUUUCCUACAUUUAAGUGUCAUUAUUAAACAUCAUCUGACACACCUACUCGUAAAAUGAAUAUUCAAACUCAAGCUUCUGGUAUGUUUAAAGUAAGAACAGGAAACAAAUACACCUACAGUAAUUUCUAUGACUGUAUAAGAAGCCAUAUUGAAUCUACCAGGUCAGAUAGCUUGCCAAAAUACAUAUGAUGUGACCCAAAUUGCCUCUAUAGGGCCAGAACAGAUCCUAUAAGUGACAAUCACAGUUCUGGUUCUCUUAAACUAUUUCUAAAGAACACCUAUGGAAAUGUAUUGACCUGCCUAGAAGAGAGAGUUUCCACCAUGCUUCUAGACUAACAUUGAAUAUCUCUGACUGUUUACUGCACUGUUUGAGCCUACGAAAGAAGUAAUGCACAAUUAAUUACUAAGCUUAGGCCAGAGAAAAAAAGAUGAAGAGAUGAUACACCUCUUAAAAGACUCAUCACAUUGUUUUUCUCACUUUAAGUGGUGACGGUCAAGCUGCCUUUACAAGCUGAAGGCAACCAGGCAUGUAGACCCUGCAGUAACUUUUCUGGUCCAGUUUUACCCCAGUCCUACCAUUCUGAGGCCUGCACAGCCUACCUCCCAGCAGCUGGGGAAAGAGA